This is a messenger RNA of Xiphias gladius (swordfish), 2670 nucleotides long. It is a transcript of the gene rad51d, whose product is annotated as RAD51 paralog D. The coding region runs from base 377 to 1378 and encodes 333 amino acids. The transcript is spliced from 11 exons. Lineage: Eukaryota; Metazoa; Chordata; Actinopteri; Istiophoriformes; Xiphiidae. The record is from RefSeq and is a predicted model, not a curated record. Gene Ontology annotation, biological process: telomere maintenance; reciprocal meiotic recombination; double-strand break repair via homologous recombination. Gene Ontology annotation, molecular function: four-way junction DNA binding; ATP-dependent DNA damage sensor activity; ATP binding. Gene Ontology annotation, cellular component: Rad51B-Rad51C-Rad51D-XRCC2 complex; replication fork; centrosome.
UACGGCGAGCAGGAGGACGAUGUUUAAGACUUCGCAUGUACUUUUUUUUUGGCUCAAGUCAGUGUGCACUGCUGUAGAGUUAGAGAUGCAAUCGGAGAAGUUGUAUGAAGUCGUUGGUUCGUCUUAGUUAAGACGCGGUUGCGGUUCUGUGGUCGUGGACUCUAGAAAAAGCUUUAAGAAAGACAUUCAUACAAACUGCGACGAGCACGCGGGGCGGAAAAGUUAGCUGCGUAACUUAGCCGCAAAGCUAAAAACAACUGUGGCUAGCUGCCGCCUGUCAACACGGUUCACUUCCUGUUACCAGCGCUAAGUGAAAGUUGCAUAUUAUUUACUGAGGUCAAGCUGCAUGUGGACCAGCAGUUAACAAUGCGAGACCAUGGUGGUCCUGAGAGAAGGACUGUGCCCUGGACUGGACGAGGACUUACUGCGAGACCUGCGUGCUGCUGAUAUUAAAACAGUGGAGGACCUGGUCUCAUCGGACAUCGAGGAACUUGCUCAGAAAUGUUCUGUGUCAUACAAGGCUCUGUUUGCCAUCCGCCGCGUGCUGCUGGCCCAACACACAGCUUUUCCUGUGUCAGGUGCCGAUCUGUAUGAGGAACUAUUGAGCUCAACAGCCAUCCUCUCCACUGGAAAUCCCAGCUUAGAUAAACUGCUUGAUUCAGGCUUGUAUACUGGAGAGAUAACAGAGCUGUCGGGAGGCCCAGGAAGUGGCAAAUCUCAGGUGUGUUUUCGUGUCGCAGUGCACAUUUCUUACCAACUGAAGCAGAGCGUAAUAUAUAUUGAUACGACAGGAGGACUCACUGCCGGCCGCUUGCUUCAGAUGCUGCAAGCCGAAACAAGUAACACAGAAGAGCAGAUGGAGGCUCUUCAGAGGAUCCACAUCUUUCGUUUGUUUGACAUCUUCUCCUUACUCGACUGUCUGUAUGGUCUUUGCAGUGGCGGGCUUCAGCAGGCAUCUGUUGGCGGCGGCUCUGCCAAAGCGGUGAUUGUGGACUCGGUGUCGGCUGUUAUCUCUCCUCUACUGGGAGGCAAACAAUAUGAAGGGAUGUCCUUGAUGACACAAGUGGCUGGAGUUCUCAAGACGAUGGCGAAGGAUUUCAACGUUGCCGCUUUAGUAACAAACCAUGUAACGAGAAGUGGCAGCGGGGAGGUGCAGCCCGGCCUUGGUGUGUCCUGGAGUCACAUCCCCAGAACCAGAGUCCUGCUGGAGCGAGUAGAGAAGGCCGUGGCUGUCAGCCGCUCCAGUUUGCGCUCUGCAACACUGAUCAAGUCUUCCAGACAGCCUUGUCACAUCAAAGAAGAGCUUGACUUGCAGUGGUGGAGUCGCUCUGGAGAAGGACCCUCCGGGAAGAGAAAACUGGAUGAGACGGAUUCCUGAGGAGAGCUGACUGUAAUCCUCUACCGAAAAGGUCUGACCAAAGGGAGGUACAACGCGCCUCUUGCGGAUACAUUCCCAGAUCCAGCUGGGUGUGACUCUCUGGGCCUGGCUGUUCACCUCAGGUUCAGCCAGAGUAUGUGUGGCUGAGGCGGUGUCGUAGUCCGGAACGAGGUCUCCGUCAUACGCCACAAAGUAGCGCUUCAGCUUGUCAAAGUCCUGCACUGAGAUGGGCAGGAAAAGCCUCACCCCGCUGAAGAUGUCCAUCAGUGUCUACAGGGGAAACCACAAAUGGUCAGCAGCAACUCAUUUUUAUAUUAAAUGAACAUUUUUCUGAUCAAUAACUUAGUCUGUAAAGUGUUUAGAAUAAAAAUACUCAUCUUGUGUUGUAAAAUGCCAACCAUGAAAAACGUGAAGUAUUCACAUUGUAAUGAUACGAAACUGUGAAAAUCAAGUCAUUCCUCACGAAUUCAUGAAGAUGCAACUAGCAAGUGAGUUAUUAAUCAUUCAACUGAUUGUCAACACUGUGGUGCGUGUUUUUUUUGUUUUGUUUUGUUCCCCCCCCCCAGAGCUAGUAAAAUGUCACUGAACUCAAGAACACUUCAUACAGUGAAAGUCAGAGGUUGUUUUGAAUAGCUGUGAGGAUAAAGAGCCAUUAAACCCCACAAACAGCAGAAUCUGAAUAUUUUUACAUCAAAUUAUUGACUUUUCUCCUCAGUUGCAUUUUCGAAAAAGCACUGUGACAGUUUCAGCGCAACUUGUUUGCGUACGGUUAAAUGAAGCGAGACCUGUUGCUGACCAACCUUGUCAUUUCUUGGCUCCAGCAGCUGAGAGGUUGCCUUUGUUUUGGUCUGGCCAUUGCUGUGUACACUUUCGCUCUUCUUGACCUGGUGGGAAACCGACAACAGUCAGUUCAUCCCUAUCGCGUGAGGUUUAGCCUGUGCAGCGCCAGUCCAGUGUCUCCCCACUGUCUGACAGCAUUACUGUAAUACUGCAAGUUCACUUCUGUCAUGUCAACACACUGUCUUUUCUGCACAGCCUACAAUACCUUCUUGGCAAUGGGUGCUUCUGCGCCAGGAGCGCGAGGCUGGGACUUCGCCGCCUUUGGUUUGGGUGGAGUGCUGUUGCCUGUAAAUUCAAUGCACGUUAUUAUUGCACUUAGUCACAUCACAUCGGGGUCUGUCAUUUUACCGGUUCAGUGCUCAUUCAACCAACACGUCCCUCUCACUGCAUUGCAGGUCAAAUUAAACUUGCCAAAUGAACCCUAUUCCACUGAAUAAAUACCAUACAUUUUA